Molecule: messenger RNA, 4460 nt
Organism: Ornithorhynchus anatinus (platypus)
Lineage: Eukaryota; Metazoa; Chordata; Mammalia; Monotremata; Ornithorhynchidae
Gene: AMBRA1
Product: autophagy and beclin 1 regulator 1
Biological process (GO): autophagy
Cellular component (GO): intracellular membrane-bounded organelle
Molecular function (GO): protein binding
Source: RefSeq, a predicted model, not a curated record
ACGGACCCCCGCCCUCCCGCCUUCCUUCCCGCCGGACGUCGUCCCGCUCCGCCGCGGGGCCCGCGCGCCAGGCCCCGGCCGGCCUCGCAGAUUUCCAUGAGGACAACUUUCAAGGACCUGAAUGGCCUCGUUGUAGCUACUUCAAAGAUUGGAGCGGAAGCCUCCCCCGUUCUCCGUGCCCGGUGUGACAGUGGCUACUAAGAGCCAUGAAAGUGAUUCCCGAAAAGAAUGCCGUCCGGAUACUGUGGGGCCGGGAACGGGGCGCACAGGCCCUGGGGACGCAGCGACUUCUGCAGGAGCUGGUGGAGGAUAAAACACGAUGCAUGAAAUGGGAGGGCAAGAAAGUAGAACUGCCUGACAGUCCUCGCUCCACCUUCUUACUGGCCUUCAGCCCAGACAGGACUCUCAUGGCCUCUACCCACGUGAACCACAACAUCUAUAUCACCGAGGUGAAGACAGGCAAGUGUGUCCAUUCUCUGGUCGGACACCGCCGCACACCCUGGUGUGUGACCUUUCAUCCCACCAUUCCGGGCCUCAUUGCUUCUGGCUGCCUAGACGGGGAGGUUAGGAUUUGGGAUUUACAUGGUGGCAGUGAAAGCUGGUUCACGGAUAGCAACAAUGCCAUCGCCUCCCUGGCUUUCCACCCCACGGCUCAGCUCCUGCUCAUCGCCACAGCCAACGAGAUCCACUUUUGGGAUUGGAGCCGGCGGGAGCCCUUCGCCGCGGUGAAGACGGCCAGCGAGAUGGAGCGGGUUCGGCUGGUGAGAUUUGAUCCCCUCGGACACUACUUACUCACGGCGAUUGUUAAUCCUUCCAACCAGCAGAGCGACGACGAGCCGGAGCUGCCCGUGGACGGCGCGGAGAUGCCGCACUACCGCCAGCGCUCGCUCCUGCAGUCGCAGCCGGUCCGCCGGACCCCCCUCCUCCACAACUUCCUCCAUAUGCUGUCCUCCCGCUCCUCCGGCAUCCAGACCGAGCCCUACCACCCCCCGGAGCAGGCCUCGUCGACCCAGCAGGACCGGGGCCUCCCGACCCGGCCGUCCGCCUUCAGCACGGUCCAGAGCGGCACCGCCGGCAACACGCUGCGCAACCUGAGCCUGGGCCCCACCCGCCGCUCCCUGGGGGGCCCCCCGCCCGGCCACCCGGCCAGGUACCACCAGGCCGGGAGGGAGCUGGCCUCGGGGCUGGGGGGCGCCGACUGGACCCGGACGGUGCUGAGCGCGAGCUCCCGCUCGGAGGCCGAGGCCAUGCCCCCGCCGCGGACCAGCGCCUCCUCGGUCAGCCUGCUGUCCGUGCUGCGGCAGCAAGAGGGCGGCUCGCGGGCGUCCGUGUACACCUCGGCCACGGAGGGCAGGGGCUUCCCGCCCCCGGGGCUGCCGGGCGAGGCGGAAGGCGCGGGCGGCGCCGGCCAGGGCAACCCGGGCACCGUCCGCAACGAGCUGCAGUGCGACCUGAGGCGCUUCUUCCUGGAGUACGACCGGCUCCAGGAGUUGGACCAGGGGCUGGGGGCGGAGCCCGGCCCGGCCCAGCAGGCCCAGGAGCUGCUCAACAACAACGUGGAGCCGGAGCGGCCGGGCCCUUCCCAGCAGCCCACCCCCCACAGCAGCGAGAACAACUCGAACCUGUCGCGGGGCCACCUGAACCGCUGCCGGGCCUGCCACAACCUCCUGACCUUCAACAGCGACACGCUGCGGUGGGAGAGGACCGCGCCCGCCUACGCGCCGGGCGAAGGCGGCCCGUCCUGGCAGGUCCCCGGCGCCUUCGAGGGGGGCCCGGCCGGCGGCCAGCCGCCCGCCGCCGAACGGACCGAGGGUCGGGCGCCGGGCUCCAGCCGGCUGGAGCCGAGCGGUCCGGCCGGCCCGCGGGAGGAGAGGACUGUGGGAGUGGCUUUUAACCAGGAGACGGGCCACUGGGAGAGAGUUUACAGCCAGUCGGCUGCGAGUAGACCCGGGAAUGUAUCACAGGAGGCCUUAAACCAGGAAAUGCCUGAGGAGAGCUCUGAAGAAGAUUCGCUCCGGAGGAGGCUGCUGGAGUCUUCCCUCAUUUCAUUGUCCCGUUAUGAUGGAGCAGGGUCCCGGGAGCACCCAAUCUACCCAGACCCAGCGAGGUUAUCUCCUGCUGCAUACUAUGCACAGAGGAUGAUCCAGUAUCUUUCCCGGAGGGACAGCAUUCGUCAGCGCUCCAUGCGCUACCAACAGAACCGUCUCCGCUCUUCCACCUCCUCCUCUUCCUCAGAAAACCAGGGCCCAUCAGUAGAGGGAAAUGACUUGGAAUUUGAGGACUUCGAGGACAACGGCGACAGGUCCAGGCACAGAGCCCCACGGAACGCCCGGAUGUCCGCACCUUCCCUCGGCCGCUUCGUUCCCAGGCGUUUCCUACUGCCGGAGUACUUGCCUUAUGCCGGGAUUUUCCAUGAACGUGGGCAGCCUGGCUUGGCCACUCACUCAUCCGUUAACAGGGUCCUGGCAGGGGCAGUGAUCGGGGAUGGACAGUCCGCAGUAGCCAGUAACAUUGCCAACACCACUUACAGACUCCAGUGGUGGGACUUCACCAAGUUUGACCUGCCGGAAAUAAGCAAUGCCUCAGUGAACGUGCUGGUGCAGAACUGCAAGAUCUACAACGAUGCCAGCUGUGACAUUUCUGCCGACGGCCAGCUCCUGGCGGCUUUCAUCCCCAGCAGUCAGCGGGGCUUUCCCGACGAGGGCAUCCUGGCGGUAUAUUCCUUGGCACCCCACAACCUGGGCGAGAUGCUCUACACCAAGCGUUUCGGCCCCAAUGCCAUUUCGGUGAGCCUGUCUCCAAUGGGCCGGUACGUGAUGGUCGGACUGGCUUCCCGGAGGAUCCUGCUGCAUCCCUCCACGGAGCACAUGGUAGCCCAGGUCUUCAGACUGCAGCAGCCGCACGGCGGGGAGACUUCCAUGAGGAGAGUCUUCAACGUCCUCUACCGAUUGCCAGCCGACCAGCGGAGACACGUCAGCAUCAAUUCGCCCGGGUGGCUGCCUGAGCCGGGGCUCGGCUUGGCCUACGGCACCAACAAAGGGGACCUGGUGAUCUGCCGGCCAGAGGCCUUAAACUCUGGUGUUGAGUACUUUUGGGACCAGCUGAAUGAGACAGUCUUCACCGUCCAUUCCAACGGCAGGAGCGGUGAGAGACCAGGAACCAGCAGAGCCACGUGGAGGACGGAUAGGGACAUGGGCCUGAUGAAUGCCAUUGGCCUGCAGCCCCGGAACCCCACCACCUCGGUGACGUCCCAGGGCACCCAGACUCUGGCACCCCAGCUGCAGAAUGCAGAGACGCAGACGGAGAGGGAGGUGCAGGAGCCGGGGGCGGCCUCCUCUGGGGCCGGCGAAGGUGAGGGGCCGGAGUACGGGCCCGGCGGAGAAGACGCCCUCAGCAGGAUCCAGAGGCUCAUGGCCGAGGGCGGCAUGACGGCCGUGGUGCAGCGGGAGCAGAGCACCACCACGGCCUCCAUGGGCGGCUUCGGCAACAACAUCAUCGUCAGCCACCGCAUCCACCGCGGCUCCCAGACGGGCACGGAGCCCGGGGCCGCCGACGGGGCCGGCCCGCCGCCCUCCGCCUCGCGCGGGCCGGCCGCCCGGCUCGGGCCGGCGGCAGAGCGGGGCCCGGGCCCGCGGACAGCCCCCGGGGACGGGCCCGGCGGGCGAGACCCCGCCGGCCCGGCCCCGACCCCCCCAGGCACUGAGGGACCGAUCGCGUACAGCGACCCGACCGAUAACGGCCACCUUCCCGACAGCACCGAGAGCCUCGGCGGAGAGCCGCGCAACAGGAGCUCUAGGACGUCGUGCGGCUACAUCGGGGUCCUUCCCUUCUGGGUCCCCGCCUCGGCCGAGCUGUGCCGCCCGCGUUCGGCGAACCGCAGGAUCCCGGGCCCCAGAAGGCUACUUGCCUGGGGAUCUUCGCCGCCCCCCUCGGGCGACCCCCCGCCGUCCGCGGAGAGAGCAAGCGGCGGAGCGCCGGAGCCGCUCGACGGAGAGGCCGAAGAGGCGGGCGGGGGCCGUACGUCGUCGGGGGCCGUCCGCCCCCCGACCCUCCCUCCGGACCCCCGCCGUCCCGAGGGCCCUCCGGCGCCCGAACCGUCAACGGCCCGAGCUUCGCCGCGAGCGUCGAUCGCCGUCGGCCGCGGGGCGCUGCGCCGGGCGCCCGGGGAGGCACGGCCGAACGGCGUCGGCGGCCGCGUCCCCCGGCCGCGGGGCGCUGGCGGUCCAAAAGGGGCCCGCGGACGCACCCCCGAUAGCCGGAGGGAGGGCCGUCGCCCUCCGGAUCCACCCCGUCCCGCUUCCGUCGCCUCGGCCUCUCCGGGGCCCGAAUCUCCCCGCCCUCGCUUGGAGAAGCCCGGGCCCGGUCCUCGGAGGAGGCCCACGCCCCUCGCACCCCACGAUCCCUUCCCGUCCCGCGCCCCCUUCCGCCCCGUGCCCUCUCACCCCGCGCCCCCUUUCUAG